Messenger RNA from Rubroshorea leprosula, 1543 nucleotides. The record is from the annotation of a GenBank genome assembly. NCBI's taxonomy places the organism in Eukaryota, Viridiplantae, Streptophyta, Magnoliopsida, Malvales, Dipterocarpaceae.
GAAGAAGUGGGGAGGUUGGUGAGGAAGAGGGGGGAUGUACUAAAUAUUAUGGACCUCACCAGCGCAGCAUGCAUAGAGGCUGCUGAGCUCUAUGGGCCAAGCGCUUUGAGUGAAGCUGACAUGGAACAGUUUCUGAAUACUGCUGGAGGGAAGGCCAUCCCCAAGAAGCCAAGGAAGAAGUCAAGGACUUCAGCUAAGCAAGUGGAUGAGGGGAGAGCUGGGAAGGAGGUAGUGCCCUUAGCACCAGCUGAGGUGGAGGAAGCGGUGCCAGCACUGAAGAGGAAGGGUUGGGAAGAAAGGAGGGCACUGCAGAAGAAGCAGAAGGUGGUGGAGGAAGAGGGGAGUGGGGUGCCUGAGUUUGUACCUCAGCCACCUCCUGUUGAGCUGGACCCCGAGCUCAGACAGUUGGAGGAGGGGGCUGAGGUACGAGCUCCUGGUAAGGGAAAGGGCCCUGUUACCUCGGCGGUGUCUCAGAGCAGCCUGUUCGAGGCGAAGAACAUGAUGGGGGCUAGGUGGUUUAUCAACAACACCUUCCCCGAAGUGGACAAACGCCACGCGCGAGAGGAGGCUCUGAGGUACGAAGGAGCUUCUGUGGUGAAGCACGUCCUUGAGAGCGCGAGCUGGGUGAAUGGUCUAGCCCAGGAGUUCAGGGAGGGUGUAAAGGCGCGCGCACUCUUACAGAGGCAGUGUGACCAGCUGCAGAAGGAGAAGGAAGAGCUGGAGAAGAAGAAUAAGGAGAUGCAAGAGUCUCUGAACGAGGUGGUUCCAGCUAUGAAGCAGUUGGAGCAGGAGAGGUCUUCCCUGAGCACCAAGCUCGUCUUUGAGGAGAGCAAACGAAGGAUCUAUGAAAGCGAGCGUGAGGCUCAGGCGCAAGAAAUAAGGCUGAUGACGGAGGCAUUCAAGGAGCUGAAAGGGAACAUCAUCGUCAACUUGUACCGGCUGCCCACUGCCAUCAUCGCGUUCACUGAUUGCAGAAAGAAGGUGAAGGCUGCAUAUCCCGAAGUGGACGUGACAAAGAUCACCUUUGGCGAGCAAGAAGAAGGAGUGGAGGAAGAUGGUGAGAGCUUGUCAGCAGACUUCCGUCCUCAAAUCAAACUGAGGUGGGAGGAUGAUGCAGACGGUCUUGUUGUUUUCCCUCCAGAAUUCGACUUCGAGUUCGUGGCAGUGGAGGAAGAAGGGGCAGAGGUUGAUGAGUCAGAUGUGCAAAGAAUUGGCACUUCGGACAUUUCUGAACAAAGCAUUAUCCCGUCUCGUAAGAAGGAGACAAUUGAAUCAGUCCAGCUUGGCGUGUCAGGAUUUGUGCUAAUCUCCAUCACUCGAGGCUUUAUGAAGCUUGGUUCAUCUAAAACUUCUACAAAAAUAGAUCUGGAGCUUAAAGAGCUAUCAGAGGCAAACUUGGAGAGUGAAUCUGCCUGUUCGUUCUCAGCCCGGGGGAUUUUACUCAGAUAGAAUUUCUGAAAUUUGCACUUCAACUCGGCCACUAAGGCUACAUACUUUACCAUCACAGGAUCAACGACUUCGCAAAUAGAGUUGAUCUAGUUUA